This is a messenger RNA of Musca domestica (house fly), 1878 nucleotides long. RefSeq names its product synaptic vesicle glycoprotein 2B-like. The transcript is spliced from 10 exons. Gene Ontology annotation, biological process: transmembrane transport. The record is from RefSeq and is a predicted model, not a curated record. Gene Ontology annotation, molecular function: transmembrane transporter activity. Lineage: Eukaryota; Metazoa; Arthropoda; Insecta; Diptera; Muscidae. Bases 182 to 1810 code for a protein of 542 amino acids.
UCAGAUGGACUGUCAUCCUGAAUCAUAUUGACAUUGUAGUCGCGUCUGUCUGUAACGUACAAUGUGUCGGAAGCUGUUGCCGAUUUUUGUAACAUAGAUUGUGUAUAAAUAAUUACAUAAAAGAAGAAAUUGUUUGUGUGAUAUUACUUUUUGUGUUUAAAAUCUUAACUUUUGAUUCGAAAUGGAAACAUCGGAUGCGAAAAAUAAAUAUGUCAACAACGAAUCUGUUGCAGAUAAAGAACAAAAUGAGCCAGCAGAUUUCGAAAAAGCUCUACACGCCACCGGAUUUGGUUGCUUCAAUUUGCUGUUAGUACUCGCUGCAAUUCCUGCCAAAUUAUCCAUUGUCUUCUCAACAACGACCAUGGCUUAUAUCCUGCCAAUUGCAGAAUGUGAUUUGAAGUUGACGUUGUUCAAUAAGGGGGUCCUGAAUGCUGUCACAUUUGCCGGUAUGAUUUCAUCGGCCAUUGUUUGGGGCUAUUUGGCCGAUACACAGGGUCGGAAGAAAAUUCUGGCUUUUGGCUUGUUGGCUGAUGCAGUGUGUGUUUUCUGCAGUUCUUUAAGUCAGAAUUUUGGAAUGUUGGUAACAUUUAAGUUUUUGGGUGGAUUGAUAGUCAAUGGACCCAGUGCCGUAUUGGUUACAUAUUUAACCGAAUUACAUGCAGCCCAUCAUCGGCCAAGAGUUUUGUUGUUUUUAGGUAUUAUUACAUCGUUUGGAACAUUGAUGUUGCCGUUGUUGGCAUGGUUGAUAUUGCCAAGGGAUUGGGAGUUUGUCAUCAAGGGAUUUAAUGUACACACCUGGCAGAUAUUUCUCCUGGUCUGUGGCCUGCCAAGUUUCAUAAGCGGUGUCAUACUUCUAUUUCUACCCGAAAGUCCGAAAUUCUUAAUGUCACAAGGACAUAAUGGAGAGGCUAUGAGGGCAUUUCAAACAAUCUAUGCCCUAAAUACUCGAAAACCCAAGAACACAUUUCCAAUCAAACGCCUUAUUGAAGAAGUUCCGACACGUGAUGUUGUAAGCAACGAAGCGGUUUUUACAAUUGAAAAAACCUCAGACGUAACACCGAAACGCCUGCAUCGCAGCAUGUCUCAAAGUUUGCGCGAUGGUUGGCAACAAACGAAGCCCAUGUUCAGUAAGCCGUUGCUAACAAGAGCUCUGCAUGUCUAUCUCAUGCAGUUUUCAAUAUUGAUGGGAUAUAACACCAUACGCCUGUGGUUACCUCAAUUAUUCGCUUCCAUCUCCGAAUAUGAGCAGCAAUAUGCCAAUACCGAUGAAUCGACAAAUUUGUGUGCCAUUUUGGACUACAGUGUUAACAAGACAGCAACAAUUGUUUCGAGCUAUGAACAAGAUUGUGUUGAGCACAAAAAUGUUUCAGUUGACAUGUACAUGAACAACAUGAUUGUAUCGAUUUCGGGAAUUGUGGGUUAUUGUUUUGCUGGACUAAUUGUGCGUGCUGUGGGCAACAAGCGCUUGUUAACAUAUGGUCUGCUGAUAUCCGGAGGAUUGGGAUUGAGUCUGUAUUGGUCCAGCAGUGGUUUGACUACAUUAAUUAUAUCCUCAAUGUUUAUAACUUUGUGUGGCAUAUCGACAUCUUCACUGAUGGGAAUGGUGGUUGGCUUAUUUCCAACUACAUUAAGGACAAUGAUUGUUGCACUGUCGAUGAUGUUCGGACGCUUGGGCGCCUUGUCGGGAAAUUUAAUGUUUCCGGUGUUAAUUGAAAUUGGCUGUAUACCACCAUUUGCAAUGGUCGGAUCGGUGUUGAUAUUCGCUGCUGCUCUGUCGUUUAUUUUGCCAAAGAGGUCAAUAUUUACCUAGGAAUAUUGAUAUUUAACAAAUGUUUAUAGAGAUAUUAUUUUUUUAAUAAAUUAUAUAGUCAAUUCGAA